AUGAACUUUAAAUAUUUCUAGCCUUGUUGUUAGGUGAGAAUUACUUUUAACAUAGGUUUAAAAUAGUCUUAGGGAAUUGAGUCUAUAAUACCAAUAAUUUUGAAUUUUAUUUCUGGAAUAACAUUUUUUGUAGUUAAAUACAAAGAUUACAAUAUGGUAAAAGUUGUAUGGAAAUUGAAAUUAUUAAUAAUAUUGAUAUAAGUAUCUAUGAAUGUGGAAAUGAGUCAAUAUUGUUUAAUUAUAGUUCAUUUGAUAGAUGAUUAAUUGUUGAAAGGUUUUUGUUUAGGAACUGCAUUAUUGAUAAACAUAAUAUAAGAUCAAGAAACAAAUUACAUAACAACAUUACCAAAUAGUAUUUUAUUAUUUUUGAAUAUCAUAAUCUGGUUCUGGUUGAUUUUAAUGAAUUGCAUAUAUACAAAAGUUGGGAAUGCUUAUAUUGAUUAGUGUGUUCAAUAAAAAUCACUUUAAUGUAUUGAUAAUAUGAAUAUUUAGUGAAAGAAUCUAUUAAUAAUAGAGAUAUUGGUAGUAGAGUAAAUUAACAAUAAUCUAUGAUGUAAGAAUUGAAUCCACUGAAAAUGGAAUGUAAUGAAGAUGAAUAGAUUUUAAAACAUGUAGCAUGGAUAUAAAAUUAAUCAGUGUUGGUUUACAACAAUAAGCUUAAUAUUGUUUAUUAGAAUAUAUUUUUAGGAAAAUUAUUAAAAUAAUCAACUUUAGAUGAAUAAUAAACAUAAUAAUAAUCAAAGCCUGAUUAUGAAGAACAAUUUUUAUGUAGUUAGAUUUUAAUUGGUAGUAAAGAAUUAAUUGAUAUCAAUAAUAAUAAUGAAUAAUCAAUAAAUAGCGAGUAUUUUUAUUAAUUUAUAAUUUUUAAGUGGUUCCUUCCUGUUGAAUAAGAUGAAUGAUUCUCAUAAGUGCCAAUUGAAGUCAUAACUCACAAUACGAGACUUGAUUUUGAUGAUGCAAAUAUAGUUCGAUAAGUAGUUUACUUGGAAUUAAAGAGAUGGUGCACGUGUAUGGUUACUCUGUUUGCAUUGAAGAGCGAUGUGCUAGAUUUUGAGAAUGUCCAAGUCAAAACUUUUGUGAAUAAGAUAAAUGAGUCCUUCUAUGUCUUUUUUCUUUUUGAAUAGAAACCAAGACAAAAGAAAACUUUAGAUAGUAGCCUUCCAAUAAUUAAUGUAUUCACUACUUUUGUUCAUGAAUCAGUAAGUUAUAUUAAUUGUAUUUUAACACUUAUUUUAUUAACCUAAAGUGACACUGAGAACAAUCAGAAAAUAUCUCUUAAAUAGAAUUAUUAUACACCAAUAAAACUAAUAAGUUAAAGAUUCUUUUUAUUUGUAAAUAAUAUGAGAGAUUAUAUAUUUUAUAUCUAAAAUUAAUUGUUUUUGAAAAUAUCAGCAUUUAGAGUGAGUGAUCUAGUUGAAGAGAUAAUAAAUAUUUUUGAAGAUAAUUUAAAGAUUAGAGAAGUUAAUUUAAUAACUUCAAUAGAUUUAAGUGAUAAUAAUUAAGUUUUAUUCACUGAUAUUGAUAGAGUAAAAUUAAAAUAUUUAAUUAGUUAAAAUAAAUUUUAGCUUGUUUAUUAACUUAUUGUUUAAAGUAUACUUCAGGAUCAACAUUGAAAUUAGAUAUUAAAAGUUAUACUGUUAGUGGAAUUAUGAUUUCAUUUAAAGAUAGUAUGAUUGCAAAAGAUGAAAAUCUUAGAAAAUCUAUAUCCAUUUUAAUUAAGUCUUUGAAUUCAUCCCUUAAAUCUUCAUCAUUUUAUUAAGUGGAUCUUAAUAAUUUAUUAGAAUUAUAAAUUUGUGUUAUAUUAUGUUGGUAAUUAAGUGGUUCUUUUAAAAGAGGAAUCGAAUUUCUAUAUGAUAGUUAAGGAUAUGGAACAUUUACAUUUGUUGUAGAAUCAUAAACUAGUCAAUAAAGAAUGCAAAGUCGUUAAGAUACAGGUCCAAUAAAGAUUAUAGGAUAAAGAAAAUAUUAUGAAACAUCAUUAUCUUUAUUGUUAGCUUAAGAUAGUAGUGGCUAUAGAGAAGAAUCAAAGUAUAUAUUAUUAAUAAUUAGAUAUUAUACCUUAAGUCAAUUAUCAAAAUAAUUCUCUAUGAAACCUGGGGAUGCAUUUGAUGUUCAGAGUGCUUAUUUCUCUUAAAUCUCAAGAAUUAAAUAAGAUUCAUCAAAUUCUAAAUAAGUUUAAAAUUCUGGAUCUAUUCCAAAAUAAUCAAAAGAAUAGAGUAAUAGUCAUUCUGGUACUUGGAAAUAAGCCUUUCCAGAUUCAGUUUAAUAAACAUAUAAAAAGAAUAGGAAUGAAAGAAGUGAAUCAUAAUAGGAUUCUGUUAAAACUCAUUCUGUAUAUGAUUUAGGAUUAGAAAUGAGUACUCCAUCUAUACAUCCUCCUGAAUUCACUCCUAAAUUACUUCCAUCUGUUAUUAAGUACAGAUUAAGAUUGACAUGUUGUUCUAAAGUUUUGAUUGUUGAUAAUGAUCAUUAUAGUGUAUUAUCAUUAUAGAAGGUGUUAGAAAAAUAUAAUAUAAAAUGUGAUAAAGCAUUCAAUGGUGUAGAGGCUCAAUAAAUGAUUUCAAAUAAAUAAAUUAAACCUUGUCAUUGUGGAAAUAGAUCAUAUUUAUUAUUUUUUAUUGAAUUUUAUUUGCCUGUAUGUAUUAAUAUAAAUUAUAGCUUUUUUCAGGAAUUGAAUUGGUGAAAUUUUUAAAGGAUUAGAUGAAAAUUGGAUUAAUUGAUAAAGGAUUUGCAAUAAUUAUUUCAACUUUUAUUGAUUUGAACUCGAAAUUGGAAUGUUUUAAGAAUGGUGCAGAUUACUUUAUUGCAAAACCUUUUGAUUUGAUAGAUAUUGGAGCUGCAGUUUAAUAUUUAGAUUUUUGA
This is a messenger RNA of Paramecium pentaurelia, 2862 nucleotides long. The record is from the annotation of a GenBank genome assembly. Lineage: Eukaryota; Ciliophora; Oligohymenophorea; Peniculida; Parameciidae.